Triticum aestivum (bread wheat) is the source of this 2167-nucleotide messenger RNA. RefSeq lists its product as uncharacterized. Bases 60 to 1649 code for a protein of 529 amino acids. The record is from RefSeq and is a predicted model, not a curated record. NCBI's taxonomy places the organism in Eukaryota, Viridiplantae, Streptophyta, Magnoliopsida, Poales, Poaceae. Gene Ontology annotation, molecular function: protein binding. The transcript has 2 exons.
GCAGGCACCCGGACCUCCGCCUUGGCGGCGCGGCCGUUCCCAAAUCGACGCGAGCAGAAAUGGCCGGCCGCCGCCGCAGCCGCUCCCGAAUCCAAGGCGACGGGGCGGCCCGUCCUAGUCGCCGCCGCUCCCGAGUCCACGGCAGCGAGAACGGCGACGGGGCGACCCGUCCUAGUCGCCGCCGCUCCCGAGUCAUCAGCAGCGAGGACGGCGACGGCGUGACCCGUCCUAGUCGCCGCCGCUCCCGAGUCGUCGCCAGCGAGGACGGCGACGGGGCGACCCGUCCCAGCCGCCGCCGCUCCCGAGUCGUCGGCAGCGAGGACGGCGAUGGGGCGACCCGUCCUAGUCGCCGCCGCUCCCGAGUCGUCGGCAGCGAGGACGGCGACGGCGUGACCCGUCCUAGUCGCCGCCGCUCCCGAGUCGUCGGCAGCGACGACGGCGACGGGGCGACCCGUCCCAGCCGCCGCCGCCGCGCCAGCUCGCCGGAGGUGCCAGACGAAGCUGACGCUGAUACCCUGUGGGAGUCGCUGCCGUUGGAUAUGAUUUGGGAGAUCCUGCUCCUGCUUCCACCGGAGCGGCCCUCCCUCGUGCUGCCACCGAAGCGGCGCUCCUUCCUGCGCGCAUCCGGCGUCUCCACGCUCUGGCGAGGCGUCGCCACCGACCCCAACUUUAUGAGCCAGCACCGCAGGAAGUGGAAGCCUCCCCUCCUCGGCGUUUUCGAGCGCCGCCAGCAGAAGUUCCACUUCACCCCCGUCUUGCAUCCUCCCGACGGUAUCCCUGCCGACCGCAUUCACAUCUCAAGCCAGAUGACCUCCCGCGACUGCGACGCGACCGGCUGCCGCCACGGUCGGGUGCUGGCCAUACACAGGCUGCUGCCGCGUCUUGUCGUGUUCGCCCCCCUCACCGGCCAGGAGCACUGCCUGGCCUUUCCGGACGAGUUCAGGGAGUGCAACUACCACCACGGGGCUGUGCUCUGUGCUGCCAGCGGCCCGGAGGACCACGUGCACGGCUUUUGCCACGAGAGCCCAUUCAAGGUGGCAUUCUUGUCGAGGUACCCUACACGCUAUCGAUUUAUCACAUCUGUUUACUCAUCAGAAAGUGGCACAUGGGGCGGCCUUAAGGAAAUAGAAGCUCCAUUUAAAGUUGCUCUUGUUGAUGUUCCUGCGACCCUGGUUGGAAAUGUGCUCUACUGGAUGCUUUCAUCAAAUGAUGUUUGUGCUGCCAUGCUUGAGUUUGAUUUGGAUACGCAGAGCCUAGCUGUGAUCAAGGGACCUUCUGAUAUGAAUUAUUCCGGCAGCCAUAGGAUCAUCAAAAUAGAGCAAGGCACGGUUGGCUGGGUCAGGUUUUCAUUUCCGAGCCUAGAGAUAUGGCUGAGGCAAAAGAAUUGUCAUGGUGUUGCCACGUGGUUGCAGCACAAGACAGUUGAUAUGCAUGACAUUCUUGGGAUCCCUCCCCGGGCUAGUAAUAAUCGGUGGCAUCAGAAAAUCCUCUCCUAUGACGAGGACAACAAUGUGAUCAUUCUGUAUGUUGAUGACAGUGCCUACAUGCUUGAUCUUAAGUCGAUGGAAUCCACAAAACUUGAUGAAAGCCGUUUGAUGAAUCGCUGUCACCCUUUCGCCAGUUUCUAUCCACCAGACAUGACCAUCUAAGAAGCAUUGAUAUAUGCACACGGCCACAGGGAUACAGAUACAUAUAUGGAGACAUGGAAUACGGUAUUUUCCAGAAACAGCCAUACGGCGACACGGGAGUAUAUAUAUACAUAAAUAAAUAAAGUACAGCUUGUAUUGUUGUGAGGACAAAAAUAUAUUUGUAAGAUGUGGGAUCAAAGUGCUGCCCAUUUGUUUCCUGCCUUCAUUUCCAUGUUUGUAUAUGGCUGAGCGUAACGCACCUGAUGCUGCAAGUAUAUGUAAGUAAAUACUCCCUCCGUCCGGAAAUACUUGUCAUCAAAAGGGAUGAAAAUGGAUGUAUCUAAAACUAAAAUAAAUCUAGAUACAUCUAUUUCAAUGACAAGUAUUUUCGGACGGAGGGAUUAUUUCAGUGAAAAAAAAAUACAAUGCAUCAUGUAGUAUGGACAUGAUUAUAUUUGUAAGACGUGGGAUCAAGUCUUGAUUCGGUCAUGUAAUGUGGACAAAAUUAUGUUUGUAAGAUGUGAGAUUAUUUGGUUUCA